Messenger RNA from Fusarium odoratissimum NRRL 54006, 1665 nucleotides. RefSeq lists its product as uncharacterized. Gene Ontology annotation, molecular function: transmembrane transporter activity. The record is from RefSeq and is a predicted model, not a curated record. The coding region runs from base 1 to 1665 and encodes 554 amino acids. Gene Ontology annotation, cellular component: membrane. The transcript has a single exon. Lineage: Eukaryota; Fungi; Ascomycota; Sordariomycetes; Hypocreales; Nectriaceae. Gene Ontology annotation, biological process: transmembrane transport.
AUGCCGACUAUCCCGUCGAGAGGGUGCAGCCCCCGGGCUCUAACUCAAGGUGUUGAUCCUCCACCAAACAACAACCCUGCGCCGGAUCUCCAUGACACUGCCGCAUCGUCGUCCGUAGUUGACGAGUCCCUCCAAGCACGUAUAGAACGUCUCGGCCGCGAACGCCCUCCGAUCUUUACAACCCGCUGGAGCGAGAUAAUCUUCGUCUUCAGCAUCUCCAUGUCUCAAUUCCUGACAGAAUACUUCGUCUCGGGAUUCACUGUCAUCCUCCCAACACUCAUCAGAGAGCUCGAUAUCCCACAAGCAGCCAGUGUAUGGCCAGCGACCGCUUUCUCACUCGUCAUCGCCAGCACCUUGCUCGUCUUUGGCCGUCUGGGCGACAUGUGGGGAGGAUAUCCCAUCUUCAUGUGGGGUCUUGCCUGGCUUCUUGUCUGGAGUAUAAUAGCCGGGUUCAGCAUCAAUCCGCUGAUGCUCGACUUGUGCCGAGCUCUGCAAGGGCUAGGAGCUGCCGCUUUCUUGCCUACUGGAGUCAUGCUUAUGGGUUCCUUGUAUCGUCCUGGGCCACGAAAGAACCUCGUCUUUGCAGUAUAUGGCACUUCAGCGGUAUUUGGCUUUUUCGGUGGCAUUCUCAUGGCAGGCAUCGUAGGUCAAUUCACCCGCUGGGGUUUUUAUUUCUGGAUCGGCGCUAUCCUGACGGCAAUUACGCUGUUAACUUCAGUCUUGUCCAUUCCGCGUCCUCAUUCAAAGGACCAGCCCCCAAGCAAAGUCGGAAUGGACUACCCUGGCGCCAUCACAAUCGUCUCUGGCCUCACCCUAGUCGUGUUUUCCAUCUUGCAAUCAGCACAUGCCCCUGCGGGUUGGAAAACGCCAUAUAUUCCAGUCUGUUUCGCACUUGGUGUCUUGUCACUCCUUGCCGCAGUCAACAUCGAAACGCGCGUCGCUGUUCAUCCUCUCCUGCCGGCUUCGAUCUUCACUACUCCUUGCAUGAGCCCUCUCCUUUUGGCCCUCUUUCUGCUCUAUGGCACCUGGGGCAUCUUUUCUGUAUAUGGCACGCUCUACUUCCAGAACAUCAUGUCUGCCAGUCCGUUGCAGGUGGUAGCAUGGUAUGUGCCUCUCGGUGUUGCAGGCCUCAUUUUCAGCAUCAUAGAGGGCUUUAUCUUGCACCUGGUUCCAGGACGUGUGCUUUUGAUCAUCUCCGGCCUGGGAGCAGUAGGGUCACAGCUUCUCAUAGCUCUGAUUCCACCCGGGGGAAGUUAUUGGGCAUGGGUCUUUCCUGCGGUCAUCUUCAGCACCAUAGGAAUUGAUCUAUCCACGAUCUUGAUGACCGUUUUCGUGACGACGACUUUUCCUACAGCGCAACAGGGACUGGCUGGCAGUGUCAUUAAUUCUGUGCUGCAGCUAGGUGUAGCCUUUGUCCUUGCUUUGACAGACAUCAUCCAAUCAGCAACGGUAGAUGAGGCAGGAUUGGCGAGGAGCUAUAAGAACACGUUUUGGUUUGGAGUGGGUGCUGCAACCGUGAGCUUGUUGAUUCUGGCAAUCUGGGGUAAGGUACCUAAGGCCAGUAGUGAUUUGACCGCGGAUGAGAGGGCUGAGCUCAUGGAAGAGGCAAUUGCUGAGCAGCGAAGAAACCAAGACGGCGGGGGCGAUACCGUGAGAGAUACAUGA